Messenger RNA from Rhipicephalus sanguineus (brown dog tick), 1505 nucleotides. RefSeq lists its product as uncharacterized. NCBI's taxonomy places the organism in Eukaryota, Metazoa, Arthropoda, Arachnida, Ixodida, Ixodidae. The record is from RefSeq and is a predicted model, not a curated record. Bases 1 to 1011 code for a protein of 336 amino acids. The transcript has a single exon. Gene Ontology annotation, molecular function: nucleic acid binding; zinc ion binding.
AUGCUACGCUCCUCUGGGGCGGUAUCAGCGGCCAUGCCUAGCCGCGGUGACCGGAACGCUGCCUUCGGAAACCAGGAAUAUGAAGUUAUUUUGCCUCCGCUUCCAACCGGUCGCAUCGUUUUGAAUACUGUUUUCCUUCAUGCUGAUGUUCGAGGACGGCCAUACCGAGUGGAAGACAUACGUGACGCACUUGAAUAUUUGGGCAUGUUGCCUGACGUUGAAGCGUUAGGCGCAUACCAAAUGAACCACGUGUGGGCGGUGACGCUGAAGAACAACGAGGCGAAGAAGAAACUGCUUUCGGCAUCUCAAGUGUCAGUGAAGGAGCGGCGUUGCCUCGUGAUGGAUCCGAACAACCAGGAUAUACGACUAAAGCUACACUGGGUCCUUCAUCAUGUCGACGACGAAGACGUACGGACGGCGUUUGCACCGUACGGCAAAGUCACGGAAGUGUCAAGGGAGCGAUGGCGCACAGAAGGUCUAUCCGAGAAAGGUUCAACGACGCGGCUUAUAAGUCUGCAGCUCAAAGCAGGUUACACGAAAGAAGACAUCCCGCAUCAGCUGCGUGUAGCAGGUGAGCUGACCUUAGUAGUUGUUGCUGGAAGAGCUCCCCUCUGCUUACGAUGUAAACGAACAGGUCAUAUCAGACGUGAAUGUAGAGUGCCGCGGUGCACAUCGUGUAAGCGCUUUGGCCAUGCUGAGGAAGAGUGCGUAAAAACUUAUGCGAAGGUUGCGGGGCCCUCUGCAUGGGAUGAUAAAACAGAACAUCAGAUGGACGAAUCAGAAGCCGAGGAAGUUGCAGCUAGUAAAACGAGGGAACUUCAGCCUGUUGACACGUUUCCUUCGUUUCUACCAGCCAGUAGCGACAAACCGGAAGAACCUGUAAGCGUGCCCGCUAAACAACGCACUCCACACUCUGAGAAGUCAACGGCAACGCCCACCAAACCGAUGGAAAAUACUGUGAACUGUCAGCAAACACCAGUAGAAAACCCGAGCGUCAACUUGACGACAUGAUGGACACGAAGACUACCCCGUGGAAGAGAGCACGUGAGGAAACAGAAGCUGAGAACAAGACCCCGGUUGAGACCAAUACCGGCGAACCGCCUACAAAGACGGCCCAAGUCCGCCGCAUGUCCUUGAAGCCGAAGCCCAACAUACCACCGGAUCGCCACACCUCGGGAGGCCCAUAGCCUCCUGGUCCAACUAGUUGCCAGUACUAUGGCCGGCGAACUACACGCAAGAACUGAGCGAGGCCGAGCGGAAGGGUUUGAACCCCAAUGCCUUGUCCGCAAGGAGCCUGUGGUGUGUUCGCCCGUGACAGCCUCAAGGGCCAGCUAUCGAUAUAGUACUGUUCGCUGUCCGUUACAGAGCAAGGUGAGCGCCAUGCGGUCUGGUCUUUAUCCCCUAUAAAUGACGCUAACACUUAACACGCCCCUUUGUAUCGGCACACUAAACGUGCGUGGCUUAUCUUCAAAACGCAGACAAUACCAAGUAAAGAGAUUGUUGUU